Meloidogyne enterolobii is the source of this 708-nucleotide messenger RNA. The record is from the annotation of a GenBank genome assembly. Lineage: Eukaryota; Metazoa; Nematoda; Chromadorea; Rhabditida; Meloidogynidae.
UAAAAUGUCUUCAAAUGACUUGUCAAUUGUUCGUUAUGUUGGAAUUAAUGAAUGUAACCAUUGUGGAUAUUGCGAGUCUACAAAGAGGGCUAAGGAAAAAAUUGGUGAAUCUUCAACAGAAUCUCAAGAAGACGAGUCUAUUAAUCGAUACAAUUCUAACACUUUUGGGUUAUUCGCUUGUUUUUUAAGCCUAAAUUCUUUCAAUCUACUUUUGGAUCUCGGUUGGAGUAGAUCUGGUAAAUAUUUGUACAAACCUAUAAUGAACAAAACUUGUUGUCCUCAAUAUACUAUAAGAUUAGAUGUAAAUAGAUUUCGUCUUUCCCGAACACAAAAAAGAGUGCUUUCUGCAAUGAAAAAUUACCUUAAAAAUGAUAUAAAGCCCAAAGAAAAAGCUGUUGUUAAUAUGGAAAGUUAUGGUUCUUUAAAUAAAAAGGAGAGUCAAACAAAUGGAGAAAAAAUUGCAAAAAAUGAAGAAAAACAGAAAAAGAGACUUCUACAACUGAACGUUUACCAAAAAAGAAAUUUGUGAGACGUUUGAAGGCUGAAGAACGCUUAAAAGCAAGGGGAGUUGAUUUAGAAAAGUAUAAAAAAGAACGUGCAGAAAAAGAAGCUGCUCGAGUCAGAACUUUACAAAGUUAUUUUGAUUAUUUGGACGAUGAGAAAAUUGGAAAGGAAGAAUGGAAGCAUCGAUUAGAGGUUUUUUUGUUU